Messenger RNA from Fimicolochytrium jonesii, 1958 nucleotides. RefSeq lists its product as uncharacterized. The transcript is spliced from 3 exons. The record is from RefSeq and is a predicted model, not a curated record. Bases 123 to 1700 code for a protein of 525 amino acids. Lineage: Eukaryota; Fungi; Chytridiomycota; Chytridiomycetes; Spizellomycetales; Powellomycetaceae.
ACCCAUUCUUCUCCGGCCAACUCCUACAUGUGCGGGUCGACACACACACAGCACGCAUCAUCGCGGAACGAAUAACAGCGGCACCAUCCACCGAAGAACCACCCAGCGUCCCCUUCGGCCCCAUGCACGGCGUCACCAUGGACUCACUUACCCUCAACCUCACACGCCGUCGCGUGUUCGACAUCAAAUUCGAAAAAGCCGACGUGUGCUAUCGCCGCUUACGAGGGAUGAGCUACCGCGAGGCCGCGCGGACAUCUACGGGGUUUCGCGCUCAUAUGGAGGGGUUAGUGGACGGGGUCGGGAUGGAACGGAGUAACUCGACGGAGGUGUUGUCGGAGGCUUCGGUGGCGGCGUCGUCGGCGGCUGCACCGCCGGAUUGCUCGUCGGCGUAUGAUCAGGAGGGCAUAUCGAGCUAUGUGCUGUGUUGUGGGGCGAAGGUUGGGCAGGCGGUUGUGAGGGAUCAUUUGGGGACGUUGACGGAGGCUGUGGAUACCUAUGCGGACUAUCAUAGCACUAUAGACCACUUCCCUGUCUUCAACCCCUCCCCAAUAACAGGACUUUGGCCCUACCCCGAAUCCAGCCGCGCCCUCCGCAACGACGGCGCGCUCAUCACCAUGUUCGAUUCCAACGAGCCGCCACUCGCUUUCAACCGUCAUCAACCCGCCAACACAGUACAACAUGAGGAGCAUGGGGAGGACGAGGAGUAUGAGCUGGGACAUGCGUCGCCGGUGAUGCGCGGCCGUCGACCAAGACGAAAGGCGAAACCGCCGAAACCGUCGUUGUUGGCAUUGCAUUGUAAAUCCACGUGUCAUCAGUAUGGCGUUAGGACUGUUACACUUCGUGCGCCGGAAGGCGAGCUGCGAUUCCGCGCCGCAAAAUUCCACACCGUCUGGAGCAAAAUCAAAUGUUCCGGCCUGCAGCACCAACCCACACCGCCCACCCCUACCUCCCUCUGCCCCGCCUUCACCCCCACAUCCCACCCCUCACCACCACCACCCCCCUCCUCCUCCCACCCAACCCUCUCCUUCCUCUCCUCCCUCUACUCCACCCGCCCCGGCCCCUCCCCGCGAAUGAAAAUCCAGCCCCGUGAAGGGAUAUGGGCGGGAACAUAUGGCACGCAUGGGGUCGAGUUUUUGUUGUUGAGGUAUGAGUGGGGGGAGAUGACGAUGUUCAACGCCGCUGCUGCGAUGGCCGAGGGGGAGGCGGGCGCGGACUACGUUCCGCAUGACAAUCACGCUUACGACGAGGGUGAUACGACGUCGACACGGGCGACGACCGCGAAGCCGCAUAUACCCACCGUCGACAUGGUCUUCUACAAAGUCACGGGGGACGUCAACGUCCCGCGGGGCGAGAUUUCCUUCCGUGCGCAUUUGGGAGAUGGGAGUGGGAGUGAGUUUGUGUCGGCGCCGCCGGAGACGGUUUUCACAACCGCUAUCAACGCGAGCAACGUGAGCCCCGGUAAUGCGAGCGCUGCUGGGGGUGCGGCUGGCGGAGGGGGCGGAGCGUAUAAACCGUACGCGAUGCUCUCCGACCCGUCGUUUUCGGACGAGUUGAGGGGCGCGAGGGCGUAUGACGGGGAUGGGACGGUGGCGAUGAGUGGGUACCGGAGUCCGACGCGGAUUCGGAAUGAGGGUGGGUUUUUUUUUUGUCACGUUGUUGUUGUUUAUGGGUUGAGAAGUGCGGGGGUUCGAAGCGGUUGACUGAUUUUUUCUUGUCUUGAUAUCUCCAGUGAUCGUCAUAUCACCGACCCAAAUUGCCGUCCUAUGGCAUGACCUCCGUAAAGCGUCCCGGUUCGUACUUGUCGAGUAAGCCGUUCUCCCCGCCUCCCCCUUCCAUCCCCCAUCUGUAUCACAUUCCCGCCCUGUACCUCAAACCCACCCUAUCUUGUUCAUACCACAUCACCCCCUUUUGCAAUGGGAAAAAACUUCCCGGGGCAGUCGCGAUUCAAUCGAACAUUU